AUGUCUUCACGGGCACCACAACCUUUGCCGUAUAUUCUGCCAGCGGACGAAGUGAUCCCUGCCAUGCGGCGCAUCAUCACUGACCGAGAAGCAGUCCGCAAUUCGGUGGCCAGCAAGGUGACGCCAGAGGAGGCCACCUUCGCCAACGUCAUCCAACCAUGGCUCGAAGAGGAGGACGCAAACCAGGAGACGGAAGCUGUUAUAGACAUGUAUCGCUACGGAGGUCCGGACCAAGAGAGCCGCGACGCAGCGGAGGAGGCGACGAGGUUAAUGUCCGAGUGUACCGCUCGCCUCGCAAUGAGACACGACCUCUUCCUACUUGUCAAAGCUGUGGCGGACAAGGAUGAAUGCCCCAACGAGGAGUGUAGGAAGGCUGUGCGGGAUAUAUUGCGCGGGUUCACCAAUAUGGGGCUUGGUUCACGCUCCGCAGAACUUGAGGGCGUGCCCACGGAGGAGAUCAUACGCCUUGCAGAAGACGGAAAGGACGGGGUUUUCAUCAACUUUGGCAAACGCGCUGACCGGCUCCUUGUCCUACGACACGCCCGCAGCCCAGCCACCAGGAAGAAGCUAUACCUCGGGAACGAGCAAAAGCUUUCAGAGAAUGUCGCAUUAUUCAAGACAGUGGUGCUUUUACGCGACCGAAACGCCCGCCUGCUCCGUUUCAAGAGCCAUGCCGAGUUCAAACUGCAGGAAAGAAUCGCCACUUCGACUGAAUGGGUGGACGACAUGUUGCAUAGUAUGCGAGAGCAACUCCUGCCGAUAGGUCAGGAAGUGAUGGAACAGCUUAAGGCUACAAAAGGGACUCACCUGGUCAGAAGUAACCAGUCAGGAGACGACGAAAUACUUCCUUGGGACUUCCACUACUACAUGCGGUUGCUCGAGGAGGACAAAAAGGUAGAUCAUGAACUGAUCUCAGAGUACUUCCCACUUCGCAAUACCGUAUUGAGAAUGUUGGAACUGUUCGAAUCUUGCCUUCAACUCCACUUUCUGCCCAUAGCGCCUGAUGACCUAGCCGGCACAACUUGGCAUGAGGACGUGGAAGCUUGGUCGGUCUGGGACAAGAGACCGGGGCACACGGGUGAAUUCAUUGGGUAUCUUUUCUCAGACACUCCACACAGGAAUGGCAAGUACAGAGGGAACCAGAAUGUCAACCUGCAAGCCUCGUACGUCAAACCCGACGGUAGCAGAGUUUUCCCAGCGACUAUCUUGAUGUGCAACUUCUCCCCGUCGGCUGUCACAGGCUGUGCCCUACUCAAACACUCCGAAGUAGUAACUCUGUUCCAUGAGCUCGGUCAUGGUAUCCAUGACCUGCUGUCUCGGACAUUCCACACUCGAUACCAUGCUUGGAGAACACCAGCAGAGUUCGCUGAGGCUCUAAGCACAAUGCUCGAGAAUUGGUGUUGGAAUAAGAGCGAGCUUAAAGAGAUGAGUUGCCACUACACAGGGGUCGAGCCCGAUUGCAUCGAAAGAUGGAAAGCUCAGCACCCGGGGAUAUCAUUACCCGCUGAAAAGAUUCCGGAGGAGCUCCUGGAUCAGCUGAUCGGGAGUGGCGAUCUCAAUAAGGCCUUGCGACUUGUUCAGCAGACCGCAGAUUCAGCAUUCGAUAUGAUAAUCCACAACCCUACUACUCGCGAGGAUCUCUUACAACUCGAUGGGACGAAGCUUUACAGCAGCAUUAAAGAGGACUACACUCUGCUAAGAAAUCCUGAUCCGACCACAUGGGGACCAGCGCACUGUCAUUUUGGACACUUGAUGUCCGGCUAUGACGCUGGCUACUUCUCGUAUCUUAGUGCGCAAAUAUUUGCGGCAGACUUCUACGAAACAGCAUUCGCUACCAACCCACGGAGUCAGCAGACCUGGGACCGAUACAGACGGCUUGUUCUUGAGCCUGGUGGCAGCCGAGAUGGGCUGAAGAUGAUGGAAGACUUUCUCGGUCAUUCUCCAACACCAGACGAUCUUGUUCGAGCCCUGAGACUUGGCUGA
Diaporthe citri is the source of this 1983-nucleotide messenger RNA. RefSeq lists its product as uncharacterized. The transcript is spliced from 6 exons. The record is from RefSeq and is a predicted model, not a curated record. NCBI's taxonomy places the organism in Eukaryota, Fungi, Ascomycota, Sordariomycetes, Diaporthales, Diaporthaceae. Gene Ontology annotation, molecular function: metalloendopeptidase activity. Gene Ontology annotation, biological process: peptide metabolic process; proteolysis. Gene Ontology annotation, cellular component: mitochondrial intermembrane space. Bases 1 to 1983 code for a protein of 660 amino acids.